AUGACGAUAGCGAAGGUAAACCGCGCCAUCUCGCACCUGACGCGGCGUCUCAAAGGCGGCCUCAAACCCAGACGCAGCAGCGGCAAUAAGGCCAAGGACAGCCUGAAAACGAACACGUCGUCAAGCAUAUCGACGGCGGCGAGGGACGAGACGAUGAAAUGCGAGGUCAAGCACCUGGACUUACUAUGGGACGACCGCGACGAGCAGUACUACAAGGAGCGCAAGGACGAGGUCAAGAAGCCGAAGCAGAAGGACUGGUGGCGGCUCUUCGCCUUCUGCCUCGUCCGGGUGUACUGCGACGACAACGAGGAGCUCGACACGACGCGGCUGUACGUCAACGCGGAGCCGCUGCGCCGCCUCCUGAGGGACGUCAUCGGCGAUUAUCCAGAUGACCCGGUCAACGUCGACGACGUCCAGAUCGAGAGCCCGUAUUACUCGCUGUUCUACUACCGCGCGGAGCUCGAGGCGCAGGGUAGCGCCAGGUUCAAGGAGGACGAGGAGUCGGCCGCGCAGCUAAGGCUGCUGAUGCACUGGAUCCGGACGCACUUCGAGGCCGAGAUCGCGGCGCACGAGAGGUGCGUCAGGGAGCUGAGGGCGAUUUCGUACGAGCACUUGUGGACGCUGUUCCGGCCGGGGGCCAUUAUCCACGCGAAAGUGCUGAACCAGCACCGCGCUUUUCGUGUUCAUAGCUGCUGGUACGAGAACGGCGGCGGCGGCGACACGCCGAUCCUGAAUAUCUGGGCCGACUUUGUGGAUUUCGACGGCGAGAAGCUGGGCACGAGGAAGGCGGAGCUGUUUAUCGCAAAGUACGCGGGGACUCGCCAGUUAAGGGAGCUGGCGACUAUGCCGCUGGACUUGGUGGAGGACGGGGACGCAAUUCGCGAAAGCUUGGUUGAGAGGGGGAGGAAGUUCGAGAGUUUUGUUGGUCAGCACUUUAAGCAGUACGAGGGCCUCGCGCUGAAGAAGACGGAGCAGGGGUAUGCGCGGAUUAAUGUUAAGGGUAGGGUUAUGAUCGAUUGCGAGACGUACCACCGGCUCGAGGCCAAUGAUACUUUUGACGUUACCGAGUUUGGGGGUCGGGGUGGCGGGAGUGGCGGUGGUGUGGGCGGUGCGAGAGGUGCGAGUAAUGGUGUUAUACACGUGCGAGGAGGGAAGCGGAAGACGGUGAAUGCGGUGGGGUUCGUGGCCGAGAAGCGCGCGUUCGAGAAGUUGUCCGACGAGGAUGCGUUGAUCGCUAAUGCGACGGUCAGGGGGUACGCGUUCGCCGUCAAGCAGUUCCUCGAGUUCUUUGUGGAUAAGGUGGCUCCGAUCGAAUGGAACGAGAGGUGUUUCGACGACCUGGUGCUCGAUCAGGAUACGAAGAAAACGGUACAGGCGGUGGUGUCGUCGCACUCGAGUAGUCGGGAAGGGUUCGAUGAUAUUGUGAAAGGAAAGGGGCAGGGACUUGUGUGUGUGCUGCACGGCCCCCCAGGCGUCGGCAAAACGUUAACCGCCGAAUGCGUCGCCGAAUACGUCAAGCGGCCCCUAUACAUGGUAUCUUCGGGCGACUUAGGGGUGUCGAGCGGGCACCUGGACCUGAACCUGUCGCGGAUCAUGGACCUGGCGUCGACGUGGAAGGCGGUGCUGCUGAUCGACGAGGCGGACGUGUUCCUGGAGCGGCGGUCGCUGCACGACGUGCACCGCAACGCCAUGGUCAGCGUGUUCCUGCGCGCGCUCGAGUACUACGGCGGCAUCCUGUUCCUGACGACGAACCGCGUCGGCACCUUCGACGACGGCUUCAAGUCCCGCAUCCACGUGCCCAUCCGCUACACCGACCUCGGCUUCGCGUCCCGCCUGCGCGUCUGGCGCACCCUCUGCGGCCGCGUGCCCGGUGGCGUCGACAUCGACGAGAGGGGGCUCGAGAGCCUCGCCAGGCACGAGAUGAACGGCCGUCAGAUCAAGAAUAUCAUCAAAGCCGCAGAGAGCCUCGCCGCGUUCGACGGCGUGAAGGUGGAUCUGAAGCAGAUGGAACAGGUGGCGCGGAUACAGAACGCGUUCGAGAAAGAUUUGACGAGUGUUGGAGGCGUGGAUUACACGGCGCCGGGACAGUCGAAGGGGGAUGGGUUUAACAUGUUCCUUUAA
Molecule: messenger RNA, 2121 nt
Organism: Annulohypoxylon truncatum
Lineage: Eukaryota; Fungi; Ascomycota; Sordariomycetes; Xylariales; Hypoxylaceae
Product: P-loop containing nucleoside triphosphate hydrolase protein
Exons: 2
Coding region: 1-2121 (706 amino acids)
Molecular function (GO): ATP binding; ATP hydrolysis activity
Source: RefSeq, a predicted model, not a curated record